ACAGAGAAAGAGACAAGGAGAGAGAUGAUGGGAGAAAGAAAAGGGAGAGAGAGUGAGACACAGAGCAGAGGUUGACUUCGCUUUGUUGCGAAGCAAAGGUCCCGAGAACGAACAGAAAAAACUUAUCGGCGAAGGAAUCCGGUCAUGGCGGAGCCGGAGAUCAAAAAAGUUUCUUUUGAACCAACGGGUCCUAAGAAGAAGGUUGAGGAGUUGUGUGAAAGUAUAGUGAAAACUCUGGAAAGUGAUGGUAAUCAAAAAGUUAUUCUGGUUGGUGAAGCUGGAAUCGGGAAGACAUGGAUGGCUAAGAAGGUAGACGAACAUGUCUCUAAGAAGGAUGGCUUGUGCUACCAGACUAUUUGGCUGCAUCUCAACAAGAAGUUUAAAGUCAACGACAGCUAUGUAGCGAACAAGCUUUAUGAAGACGAGUGGACGCUUUACGAGAACAUAGCUUCUCAGUUAUGUGUGCAUUCUGAUUUUGAAGAGACUGAAGUUGGUGAUAGAGAUGAAGAGGAGGAGGAGCAGAAGAAAGUGGAGGUCUUGCUAGAGGACAUGAAGAAAAAUAUAAAGGAAGAGCUCCGGAAAAAGUUGAAGGCAAAACUAGAGAAGUUGGCUGAGGAGGAUGAGAAAAAAGCCAAGAAGUUGGCUGGGGAAAAAUCAGAGGCUGUUAAAAAACCGAAGAAUCCUCUUGGAAAUACGAAUCAACCAGCUGGAGAAAAGGAGAAACUGGCUAAACCAGAGGAGAAGCCAGCUGAAGAAGAGAAGAAAAAUACACCAUCUGCAAGAAAACCAUAUCUUCUGUUGAUUCUUGACGAUGAAGGGAUGACCAGUGAGGAAGAGGUGAUGGUGCAUUUGGGCCUUGAGUAUUUUCUUCAAAAUCACACACCUCGGAAAAUCCUUAUUACAAGAAGAGAAGCAAAUAAGAAGCCUGCACAAGCUGGUGGGGAGGCUGAGGAGAGAAAUGAGUCGGAUUCCAAUGUUGAGGGUGAGGACGUAGAUAGUGGAGGAAGAAGUGAGCCGGGUGAUGCGGCCACUAACAAUGAGGAGAUAACUGAGGCCACCGGUGAGGAAGUCAAGGGAAAGGAUACAAAUCUUGAUGUGAACACUGUAACCACUACCACGGGUGAGUUAUGGGGGGAUACGUUUUGUCAUGGGAAACUUGAGAUCCAUCCCACGACUUUUUCGGAGGAGUUACUUGAACCCUUCAGUGACAAGGACCCAGAGGAUUUAUUUCACUCCUUUUUCAACGAUUUCCCCGAUUUUUUGCUUGAGAAGUCUCAUGUGCGUGAUGUGACAUUGAUAUCUCACUUGGCGGAAAAGAGCAAGAAUUUGCCAGCUGGAAUCGUGGUGCUAGUCAAGUCACUAGAGUACACAUUUCAGAACACUUCCGAUCAGUCUUCUCGGAAAGAAAAGGAGACGUUAGUAAAAGAAAUGAUAGAAAGGGUUCUCACAGCGGAGCGGGAGGAGAACGAUAUCAAACCACACAAGGAGAAUCCAGUAUUGCUUCUUGCGUACGAGUUGUUGACAAUCAGUGAAUUGAAUCUUCCAAUCGUGGAUUGUUUUUGGCAUAGCUUGGACUUCUUUGAGCACUGUGGCAGUGUUUACUACCGUGACCUGAUCACACAAUGGAUACUUGAAGGCUACUUUGAUCCUGUUAGGUCUGUCGAAAAGGCGUACCAAGACGGUCAUGUUAUCUUGAUGGAGCUUGUAGACCGUGGGUUGCUGAAGAUACAAGAAAACAAUGUAGUGGUACCAGAGAUGGCGAUGAGAAAUGUGAUUGAUCCUCGACGUCGCGGGCAUUUAGGGACAUCUCGACUUGGAUUCUCUAGAGUCUAUGGUGGUAACAAGAAAAAAGGCAUAGGGAAAAUCACACAGAUAGAUGAUAUGAUUAAAACAGUGCAAGCGAAGAAAGCAGACAAGAUUUUCACACUUCUUGUUAGUGGUGAUCGUCUGCGUCGUGUAACUCUUACAAAGUUUUUCAAGGAAAUGGUAGAUCUUGAAGUACUUGGCCUGUUCGUACCCACAUUGGACCCUUUUUUCGAGGGAUUUUCAGAGCGUUGUUGCAAACUCCUCCGGGUUCUUAUAAUCAGGGAUUGUGAUCUACUCAAAGAUAUUGAGCAGCUUAAGCAUCUUCAUGGGCUACAUGCUCUUGAAGUUUCUGGCGCUAGCUCCCUGAAGAAAAUCUCUGACGAUUUCUUUAAGACAUUGUCUAAACUUCAGAGUCUUCACCUCUCUGGGCUUCAGAUCACAUCUUCCCCUUCCAGCAUUUCUCAACUGGAGGAUCUUCACUGUCUCAUCAUCAGGGACUGCCCUUUAUUGGAAGAUUUGCCAGACAUACAGGAAUUAAAGCUGCUUGAGGUUGUUGAUAUUUCUGGUGCUCGUGGGCUCCAAACUUGUUUCGACAACACAAAAGGCGUAAAGAAAAACAAAAGCAAAAACAAAAACUUUUAUCAUCUUAAAAGACUUCAGCUCCUUGACUUCUCGGAGAGCCAAAUAGAGCGACUACCUAUAUUCCAGGACUCUGCGGUGGCCGACGAGCUUCACUCCGUGACUCGGCUCUUGUUACGCGAUUGUAGCAAAUUAAGAAGAUUGCCUAGCCUGAAGCCCUUGUCAGGUCUGCAAAUUCUUGAUCUCUCUGGCACUACUAGCUUAGUGGAAAUGCUUGAAGUGUGCUUUGAGGAUAAGAAGGAACUCAAAACUCUUAAUCUCUCGGGCACGAAUCUCAGCGAGUUGGCUACCACCAUCGAGGAGCUGUCCAGUCUCAACGAACUCCUACUAAGGAAUUGCACCAACCUAGAAGUUCUGCCAAAUAUCUCAAAACUCAUGAAUCUCGAGGUCAUUGAUGUUUCCGGCUGUACCAAGUUGCAUACAAUCGUGGGAUCUUUUGAGGACAUGUCUUACCUACGUGAAGUAAAUCUCUCUGGCACCAAAGUGAAGACACCAGAGCUGCCCAAGGAGACCAAAUUCCGUUGUCCAAAGCUUAUUACUCUGGCAGAUGGAACGUCUUUUAAAGGUGAGGAAUGGAGCCAAAUAAAGAAAAACACUGAAAGUGAGAAAUCUGAGAAGGCCAGCUCUUCGAAUGCAAAUUUUGAAUCCCGAGAAAUAAAAGAGAUUGAGCCGAAUGAGCCUCGCGCCAGUGAUAGUUCCAGUAAUGGAGACGUAAUCAAGGAACCUCUUCUCCAGGUCCUCAUAAACAGGCCUCUAUUUAAGACGACAUUGUCAAUCUUUGAUUCUGCAAGUCAGCAGGAAGUCAUGAAGAUCAAUGAAACCAAUGAGCCAGGUGAGGAAGCCCUGGCUAAUGCUGAGUUUGUGUCUUUUGUGGACUGUAGCUCCUCAAGAAUCACAUCUAUCUUGAACAAGAUCAACUCGGUGAAGAGUUGCUGGGUAAGGAUGUGCAUGGAUACAAAAAUGCUUUUCUCUGGUGUGGAUGAGGAACGCUUGGGAUCGCUGGAGACUUUGUCGAUUACAAAUCUUCCAUUGUUGGAGACUAUAAGUUGUGGAGGUAGCUUGAAGAGUCUGAAGGAGCUAAGCAUAGAAUGCUGUCCGAAUAUCAUAACGCUUUUCCCGGAUGCAACUCAGCUGCCUAGCAGCUUAAAAGAUCUGCAUGCCAAGUAUUGUGAGAAGCUGGAGAAUGUUAUUGGAGGAGUCGAUUCGUCAGCUCUCACUAAUCUGCAAGAGAGAGUGGAUGAGAAAACUUGCCCAAAGUUCAAGGUCGUAAGUGUUUGAGUCGUCUUGCAUCAAAUCUCGUCUCUUUUCAGUCUCAUCUUAGCAUUUUACACUGCUGUGUAUUUGCAGGACUGGAUUAUGGUAGAUCACAGUGACGCAUCACCACAAGACUGAGAGGAUCACAGACGUAGCUAGAGCAAGAUCUACUUACACCACUAAAUCAUCUGGAUCGUUUCCUCUAUAAUGAUUUACGUUCUUUAUUUCUGCGUGUUUCUGAAGCUUUGUGUGUGUUGAAUAACGACCGGCUUUGUAACAUCAUCAUACCGGGUUUUCAUUUUUUUGUUUGUUUGUUAUGUUUCCUGUUUUAUGAGUGGAAGAGACCUAUGUUUUGAUUGUUCUUUCUCAUACAUUAUAUAA
This is a messenger RNA of Eutrema salsugineum, 4080 nucleotides long. Its product is annotated as probable disease resistance protein At5g45510. The record is from RefSeq and is a predicted model, not a curated record. The transcript has 3 exons. Lineage: Eukaryota; Viridiplantae; Streptophyta; Magnoliopsida; Brassicales; Brassicaceae. The coding region runs from base 145 to 3723 and encodes 1192 amino acids.